Molecule: messenger RNA, 1014 nt
Organism: Sabethes cyaneus
Lineage: Eukaryota; Metazoa; Arthropoda; Insecta; Diptera; Culicidae
Product: casein kinase I-like
Exons: 1
Coding region: 19-1014 (331 amino acids)
Biological process (GO): negative regulation of canonical Wnt signaling pathway; peptidyl-serine phosphorylation; signal transduction
Cellular component (GO): nucleus; cytoplasm
Molecular function (GO): ATP binding; protein serine/threonine kinase activity
Source: RefSeq, a predicted model, not a curated record
ACAGAGAAGAAUAACAAAAUGAAUGAGUUUAUCGUGGCAGGAAAGUACCGGGUCAUCCGUAAGAUUGGAUCCGGUUCAUUCGGCGACAUCUAUCAGGGAAUCAACAUCAUCAAUGGCGAGCAAGUUGCGCUUAAAAUGGAGAGCCUGACGGCACGGUACCCCCAGCUGAUGUACGAAUACAACCUGUACAAAGUGCUAAUCGGGGGCGUCGGAAUUCCGCACAUCCAUUACUUUGGCCAGGAACGAAACUAUAACGUGCUGGUAAUGGAUCUGCUGGGGCCUUCGCUGGAAGAUUUGUUCAACUUUUGCAGUCGCCAUUUCACUAUAAAAACGGUGCUGAGGUUGGUCGAUCAAAUGAUCGGUCGGUUGGCGUAUUUACAUAUAAACAAUUUCAUUCACCGGGACAUCAAACCAGACAACUUCCUGAUGGGCAUCGAUUGGCACUGUAACAAGCUUUUCAUUAUCGAUUUUGGAUUAGCGAAAAAGUACCGGGACUCCCGGUCGCGUGUCCACAUCAUGUACCGCGAGGAUAAGAACCUAAUAGGCACAGCCCGCUACGCUUCGAUCAAUGCCCACCUCGGAAUCGAACAGAGCCGCAGAGACGACAUGGAAUCGCUGGGCUACGUCAUGAUGUAUUUCAACCGAGGUUCACUACCCUGGCAAGGACUGAAAGCCACAAACAAGAAGCAGAAGUAUGAAAAGAUCUCCGAGAAAAAGAUGUCCACCCCGAUAGAGCUGCUCUGCAAGGACUUCCCGGCGGAGUUUGCAAUGUAUCUCAACUACUGUCGCAGGUUGCGGUUCGACGAAGGACCGGAUUAUAUGUAUUUGAGACAACUGUUUAGAGUCCUAUUCCGUACGCUCAACCAUCAGUACGACUACACCUUUGACUGGACGAUGCUGAAACAGCGAGGGAUCCUAAAGGGUGGCACCAACGCCCUGCCCCACGCAAGCGGCGAAGGAAAUCGCGAGGGACGGCGUAAUAAAGAUAAGCAACCAACUGAAACUGAAAAAUAG